CGUACCGCGAUAACGUGUUAAAGUGUUGAUACACGAACAAUUAUAAUAAAGGUUUACCAAAUAAUUCAACGAACAACGGAGAACAUUAUGAAAUAUUUACACAUCGGUCACGAAAAUCGUAAUUCUUAGGUUUCAGGAACGACGAAAUAUCAGUAUUAUAUUUUCACGGUUGCGGUGUUAAAUAUAUAUCAACAUGUAUUGUCGGAGAGACCGCGCAAGAUAAAUUAUAACUGGCACAUAUUAUGUUUAUGAUUACAGUUAACUUGAUUAAGAGAACUAUUCGCUGUGCAUUAAACUCUUAAUUCAAUUUUUGUAAAGUUGCUAAGUUACCAUCAUUAAUAAAUACUAGUCUUGUCGUCACUGGCCAAAUAAUGAAACUCGAUUCGGAUUUCUUACCCGAAAAACAAUGUAUUGUUAUCGAUAUUGGCACUAAGUACACAAAAUUUGGAUUUGCAACUGAACAUUCACCUAGAUGUAUAAUACGAACUUGUUGUGAAAUUGACGGAAUACCUAUCCCUGACAUAUAUAAAUGUAAAGAUGCACAAAAUCUUACUUUAGCUCUAACAAAUUUCAUUCAUAUAUUAUUUUACAAACAUGCUCUUAUUGCUCCUAAGGAUAAAAAAGUAAUAAUCGUUGAAUCAUUAUUAUCACCAACAAAGUUUAAAGAAAUACUAGCAAAGGUUUUGUUCAUAACAUAUGAAGUUGCAUCUUUGUGUUUUGUACCAUCUCAUUGUGCUUCCUUAUUCACACUUGGUAUUUCUACAGCACUGGUAUUUGAUGUAGGAUAUAAAGAAGCUAUUCUUAUACCUGUUUGUGAAGGAGUACCUGUUCUUAGAUUGUGGCAAACAAUGCCAUUGGCUGGAGAAGCUGUGGAGAAUAUAAUUAAAACUCGUAUUAAUAUAGGUCAAUUAUCUCCAGAUGAAUCAAUAGACAGUAUUGCUGAAGAUAUAAAAUCAAGAACCUGUUUUGUUACCACUUUGAAACGUAGCAAAAUUCUAGAGUCGGGUAACACUGUUGAACCAAAAACUACAAGUGUUGAAUAUCAUAUAAACGGAGAGAGAUCUAUACAAAUACCUGGAGAUAUUAGGGAAACAGCUUAUGAUGUAUUGUUUGAAGAAAACAUUGAUAAUAUGUCCAUAACUACUAUGAUACUUGAGGCCAUAGUUAAUAGUAAUGUGGAUACACGUUUAAAGCUUGCUGAAAAUAUUGUUCUUAUGGGUGGAACAGUAAUGGCUAAAGGUUUUAUGGCAAGAUUAAAAGAAGAAUUAUUAGAAAAGCUGAAAUCACCCAAUUAUAAAAAUUUAAAAAUUAAAAAUUUCAAGUUUCACAUACCACCUGCUUCUGAAAAUUAUAUUGCAUGGCUUGGAGGAUCAAUAUUUGGUUGUACAAAUAAUUUAAACAUACUUUCACAAACCAGAGAAAAUUAUAUUAAUGAAAGCUAUGUUCCAGACUGGCCUACAACUUUAACAAGGCAAAUGAUAGAAUAAGAAAUAUUAUUUUAUUUUUCUAUACUUGUAUAUUAAAUAUAUUUGUUCUAUUAACAUGUACGCAGUGUAAGGCUACAUUUUUAAAUGCCAAGCUACAAAGCCAUUUGCCUAGCAGCAUCAACUAUUGAGUUAAAAAGUGAAAAAUAUCAUUCAUAUUUUGAUGUAAAAAUAAUACUUCAAAUUUUAUAUUUGUUUUUUUGUA
This is a messenger RNA of Sipha flava (yellow sugarcane aphid), 1689 nucleotides long. It is a transcript of the gene Arp10, whose product is annotated as actin-related protein 10. The record is from RefSeq and is a predicted model, not a curated record. Bases 372 to 1487 code for a protein of 371 amino acids. NCBI's taxonomy places the organism in Eukaryota, Metazoa, Arthropoda, Insecta, Hemiptera, Aphididae. The transcript has 8 exons. Gene Ontology annotation, biological process: retrograde axonal transport of mitochondrion.